Messenger RNA from Mytilus trossulus (common blue mussel), 2227 nucleotides. RefSeq names its product protein canopy homolog 2-like. The record is from RefSeq and is a predicted model, not a curated record. Lineage: Eukaryota; Metazoa; Mollusca; Bivalvia; Mytilida; Mytilidae. Gene Ontology annotation, cellular component: endoplasmic reticulum. Bases 193 to 891 code for a protein of 232 amino acids. The transcript has 6 exons.
UUAAAGAUAUAUUAAUGGUUCGAUUUUUCAAAGAAAAAUCAAUCUCAAUCCAUUCAUAGCUGUUGCAGGAAAAUUUAGAAAAAUUAUAUCGAUAUUAUAUGCAUUCCUAUGUAUUCCAAAUUUACGUUUUUAGCUAAUGACUUGAGCGGCCUUAAUUUCAACACAAAAUCAUCUGCAGACUAAGAUUAGACUAUGGAAGUUUACUAUAUAGUUGCUGUGUUGAUUGGAUUUCUGUUAUCCCUUAGUGAAGGGAAAAAAGACAAAGAGCUGCAGUGUGCUGUAUGUAGAGCUUUGGUUGAUGAAGUGAACUAUGGAAUUAGUCUAGUUGACCCAAAGAAAACAGUACAAGUAGGGAGUUUUAGAGUUGAUGGGAAAGGAGAUCAAAAUACAUACAAGAAACCUUAUGCCAGAUCAGAAAUACAUUUAACAGAGCUUUUUGAAUCAAUCUGUGAAAAAUUUAGUCAAUAUGCAUUAACAAAGAACUCAAAAGGUGGAAAAAGUGUAGUUCCAACAGCAUCCAGAGAUGGCCAGAGUAUAGCAUUGAAAGAUGUUACUAUUAGUAGUGAUGCUACUAAACAAAUGAAAUAUACUUGUGAAACUUUAGUAGAAGAUUAUGAAGAUGAUAUGAUCAAAGUGUUAGGCAAACCAAAAACUAGUUUAGAAGUAGCAGAAAAACAAAUUUGUGAAGAUAUAGCAGAGGUAUGUACAGAAGAAGAUUUACAAGUACCAAUGCCAGCAAAUGAAGCUUCUGCUUAUAUUCAAGAUAAGGAUGAGGACGAUGAUGAGGAUGAUAAUGAAGAUGGCAAUAAUAGAGAGAAUGAAGGACAAAAAGAAGAUGAGGAUGAAAUAUCAAAUGAAACCAAAGAUUCAAACAUGAAAGAAGAGCUUUGAUGAUAGUCAUUCCUAGAAACUUAUUUUGAAUUUUUGAAAGGAUCAGUUAUUUUUAGACUACAGACAUUUCUCUGUGUAUGAUGUUGAAAUAUGUAUUAUUCAAUAUAUUUCUAAAAAAGAAUUGUUUAUGUGUUUAAAAGUUCUUAAUGUUGAAGAUGCCUUUCCCUUCCUGUUACAAAUGAAAUUAUAACAAUGUUUUUGUUAGUGAUCCAUUUUAUUAUGAUAAUAUUAUGAAGAAGACGACUAUUGAUAACAAAAUGUAUUUUUAGUUUGUGUAGGUAAAACUCUUAUUAAGUCUUUUAUUGUAUAUUCAGGCAAAACUAAAUUAUAGUUAGAUGGGUCAUUGAGAAAUGCUAUACUGUCUCUCAGCAUUUAUUAAAAAUCAUACUUUGUUUUUAGAAAAACAAUGUUUUGUGUAUUUUAAAGUCUUAGCAUACUAUUUAUUGUCAUAUUGCCCUUUCUGUUAAUUAAUAGUAUGAUGUUGCAGUGGUUAAGAAAUUAAGGAGAUGAUUCCUGUUUGUUAAUUAUAUACAUUGCCACUCUCUUUCAUUUGUUGACACAUGGAAUGUUGUGAUAAAAAACAUUAAAUUAAAUGGUGCCUUAAGGGUCUUAUUUGUUAUUAAAGUUUAACUUUCUUAAUAAUUGUGAAAAAUGUUUUGAAAUGAAUGAUGGGUAUAUGAAUUCUCUAAGAUGUAAAAUGCUAUGAAGAAUAUUAACCAAUAUUUUAAAAAGAAAGAUGCUAUUAUCUUUUUUUGAAUGAGUUAAAUGCAAAAACUGCAUAGUUUGUUCAUGCUAUUAUCUAUUAUUGAGUGGGAGAUCCAAAUAAACCCUUGUAAUGCAUUUUAUUCAUCAAGACAAAUACUGUGAUAACUCAUUUAUGUGAUUGAGGCAUAUGCUAUAUAUUUGCAAGUUUUGAUUCUAAACUUAGAAAAAUAGUAUAUAUCUCUAACAACAAAAAAAGAAGAAAUGUUGGGGAAAAAAACACUUGUUGUGCCUUUUCUUAUAAAGUAUUUUUUCAUCAAAUAAUAUAUUUCACAUAAAAUGUUUUUAUAAUAUAUAUUUAUAUAUACAUGUAUCACUUUGAAUCAUAAGCAGGAAGCACUUGUUCUUGUGAUAUCAUAUUUUACUACCAUUCACUGCCCAGUGACUUAAUAAAAGGUAUGCUUUGAGGUUGAGCAAGUCCUACAUAGUUAAAAUUAUCAAAGUAGAGUAAUUGUAUUAAAUUAGUAUUAAAAAGUUUUGAGGAAAAUUUGAGGAGUUGAUUGACUGUGCUGAGAUUACAAUAAAUAAUACCAUUAUUGACUUAAGCUAUCAUGUUCACAUAUCCAGAACCUGC